This is a messenger RNA of [Candida] anglica, 927 nucleotides long. NCBI's taxonomy places the organism in Eukaryota, Fungi, Ascomycota, Pichiomycetes, Serinales, Debaryomycetaceae. The record is from the annotation of a GenBank genome assembly.
AUGUUUGUAAGGCAAUAUAUAGGUGCAAAUAGAGUGCUUGGAUUGAGAUUAAAAAUAUAUAAGACAAGUAAACCCAUUAAUAGAAUUAUUACAGAAAGAAACUAUACCAUUCCUAACACUAAAAUGUCCAAACACGGUGAUUUUAACAAGAUUCAAAGUGAGAGAGUUCCCUUCUCAGAAACAGAUUGGGUCACUACACAGAUCCCAAAUAAAGAUUGGAUCCCUGGUACAGGAGCUCACAAUGAUGAAUGGAAAUCUCAUAAAAAAGUUGCAAUUGAUCCAUACGCAGAAGGUAGACCUUCUGGGUUCAAUUACAAGACUCUCAUUUCAGCAAUUACCCCAAGACCAAUUGGAUUUGUUUCAUCUGUUGGGAAAGACGGUCAGGCAAACCUCGCACCAUUUUCAUAUUUUUCUCUUGCUUGUCACGAUCCACCUACAUUUACUUUGGGUAUUUCAUAUGGGAACGGAUAUAAAGAUACGGCACAAAACAUAUUGGAUACGAAUGAAUUAACCAUUAAUAUUAUAUCCGAAUGGUUUGUCGAAGCUGCAAAUUACACUUCAAUUAAUGCACCAUAUGGCGUAGAUGAAUGGGAAUUGAGUGGGUUGACAAAGGCACCUUCAAUCAAAGUCAAGCCCGCACAUGUUGCAGAAUCUGCAUUUUCAAUUGAAGGUAAACUUGUAUCUAAAUAUGAUACUUUUUCUAAAACUGACCCAGAUAAACAAACCGGAUCAGUUCUUAUUAUUGAAGGAGUAUACUUCCAUGCUAGAGAAGAUGUAAUUAAUGAAGAUUUAAACCAAUUAGAUAUUGGAAAGUUGAAACCAGUUUCUAGGUUGGGAGGGAUUACGUAUGGUAGAACUACUAGCGGGUUUGAAGCUGAAAGACCGGUAUAUGCUACACCAUAUUCGGAUCCCGAGGUAGCUAAAUAG